AUGUUUUUUAUUUUUCCAAUAGGACAGAGAAGCCUUUAUCAUGCAGGGGACAACUUGGAGACCUUAGUUCUAAUCAACCCUUCUAAGUCUUCAGUAUGUGACGAGAUCCGGAAGCUGAUUUGCCAUUCCUCCCAGCACAAGCUCUUGAUAUUUACUGGCCCUUUUCUUGAAGAAACUGGUGAAAUGCUUCUACAAGGUGGAGGAGCUUUCUCCUUAGAAGACUUUAUUCAGAUAUUUACAGAUAAAGAGAUUGGAGAAACUCUUAGCUCAUCUGAUCCCACAUCUCAUGUCAGCUUGACUGUUUCCUGUCCUGAAAACUGGGAUUUAUCACAGUUUGACAAAUGUAGCCUCCAAGAUUUUAUUGAAUUGCAGUUUAACAAGGACAAAAUGUUUCCUGAGACAGAGGGUCUUCAAGAAUUAGCAGAGUACCUGUCUGAAUCCCUUGAGCCCUCUUCUCCCUUUGAAUUGCUGGAGUCUCCCACCACUGUGGGCUUUUUGAAGUUAUUUAAACCUUGCUGCUAUGUAUUCCCUGGGGGUAGGGGAGAUUCUGCGUUUUUUGCUGUCAAUGGAUUUAACAUGCUGGUGAAUGGAGGUUCUGAUACUAGGUCUCCAUUCUGGAAAUUAAUACGCCACUUGGAUAGAGUAGACUCUAUUCUUCUCACCCAUUUGGGGAUUGACAAUCUACCAGGCAUUAAUAGUUUACUACAGAGGAAGAUUGCAGAAGGAGAAGACGACAGCUCUCAAGGAGAACAAGCAAGUGAAGAGUGGCUAAGAAAUCUGAUCUCUCCAGAGCUAGGUGUGGUAUUUCUAAACUCUCCAGAGAAAACCAUUAAUGAAGAAGAACCCAGUAUAGUAACAGUUAGGGAAGAGGUUGCACUCACACUGCGAUGUUUAGAGAAGCUUGGUAUUCGACCAGAACCCUUGUACCGCAGCAACACUGCAACUAUUGAACCUACUAUUCUUUUUCAAAAGAUGGGUGUUGGUAGAUUAGAAAUGUAUGUCUUGAACCCUGUGAAGGGUAGUAAAGACCUGGAAAUGUUUACAAAACAGUGGCCUGGAAUUUUGAAACAAAAGGUGUCCGAGAUACCACUGACUUCAAUAACCUCAGUCUGUGCUCUACUUGUCUGGCAUCCUUCUGCACCCUCUGAGCGAAUUGUAAGAGUAUUAUUCCCUGGUUGCACACCUCAAAAAAGAAUUCUUGAAGGUCUGGAGAAGCUAAAACAUCUAGAUUUUCUGAAAGAUCCUGUCGUAACACGAAAGGACUUGGAGAUUAAGGGAAGCAGUUUUACAGGUAAGAUUGGUGCAACACCUAGUCGGACCGGAAGUAAAGAGAGUCUGGCAUCUGGAUCAGGAAGACUCAGUGCUGAGCCAAAACUUAGACCAGUAAGAGAUAAGUCAUUGAAGACUCCUAGAAAUGAACUGAAGCCAGAUGGGAAAGACAAAAACAAAGUUGCUGUAGAGACUGGAGCAGAAGGGGAAAAAAUUAAGGAGCUCAAAGCUAAAACUGAAAGUGCACUUGAAAAGCAGAGACCUGAUUCAAGACUAAAAACCCCAAAAGAAAAGCCUAUAAUGAAAAAAGAGCAGCCAAAAGAUGAAAAGAAGCCAUCGGUCAAAAAGGAUGAUGUUCACACAGAUAAGAAAAGAGAAACCAAAAAAGAGCUGCGAUCUGUUGGUGAAGCCAGAACAGAAACGCUAAGGAGGGAUACCAAAGACAACAAGGGUGAGGAGGGUAAGGGCACAAAAGUUGCUGUAAAAGACAUAAGGAAAACUACUGCUACACCUGCUGAUUCUAGGAGACCAAUUUCAAAAGUAGGUUCUUUGAAGAAAGAAACUGGAAGUUUGAAAAAGGAUUUGAUAGUAGGUAACCAAAUGGUGGUCAAGGGUAAGCCCCCAGGUAAAGAGCCAGUUAAGGACGUUGUCAGCCAGUCAGCUGACAGGGCUACUGCCUCUGCCAGUAGCAGUCUUGUUACUGGUGACCCAGUGACAAAUCAUAAAGCAACAGAUAAAGGUAUUGAGGCUGCUGCAUGUGCCCCUAUUAGCAAUGAUGGACCUAUUAAUGGGCAUGGUGUUCAUGCAGAGAAUGGACUGUGUAGAGCUGAGCCAGAAAGUCCUAAUGGAUUCCGGUACUUGGAGACAAGUCCCCCCAAAGGAUUAGGUCCCGUGUCUCCAUUGGCUAAAACGCCCAGAAGUGAUAUUAGUGUAAAUUUUGACUUGACUCCCACAAACCUAGAGAUCCAAGAGAAAGGAAGAAGUGCACACCAUGGCCAGGACUGGUUGGAUGACCCCUGUGGAAGCUCUGAAGAAAGGACUUUGGAGAUGGCAUCCCCAGACAGUUCAGAGCAUCACUCACCAGUUGCAUCACAGCAAAUUUGUGGUCAGUCGAUACCAUCAGCAGAUGGAAGAAAUGUUAACUCUUCCUCCUGGAGGGCCCCUCCCAGAUCUUCCCAAGAAAACUCAAACUCUUCACAGGGAAGGCAGACCAGUUGCCUCUCCUUGAGUCCUUUCCGGGAAGAUAUGCCUGAUGUUUCUCCAACUAUAACUACUCCUUCGUUGCCUGCGGAAGUGGGCUCACCGCAUUCUACAGAGGUGGAUGAAUCUCUCUCCAUCUCUUCCUUUGAACAGACUCUUCCUCCUGUCAGUGAGUCUCCUAGGGAUGUAUCACCAGACACCCAUAUGCCAAACAGAGUAGGUCUGAGUCUGCCUGUUCAUCCUUCACAUUCUAGUGAACCUGAAGGUCAGUCUGAAAGGUCAGCUUCUCCUCAUGAUGUGGACUUAUGUUUGGUAUCCCCAUGCGAGUUUGAACAUCAUAAGUCUGAUGCUGUAAUAAGUCCUCAUGAUAGUGACAGUGAUCCUUCCCAGGAGUUGCCCAAGCCCCCAGGCUCUUCUGGAAAAUUUUUUUCAAAUGGACCAGAGACUCCACCUACUUCAGUAAGUGAAUCUUUGCCUACGAUAUCUGAUUCUGGACCAGAAGAGUGCCCUUCCAUAGCUGCUGAUGGUGCUUCAGAUUCAGAGGGUGACAACACUCCAAGACUUUUAGAUCCUGUUCCACCUAACAUGAAGGACCCUCAUCCCCUGCCUCCUCAACCAGGUACUUGCAUGGUUGACCCUGAAGCCAUGCCCACAGUUCAUGCAGACAAAACUCAAAACCAUUCAUCACCUUCCAAUGUUCGAAGCAAAACUAGCAAGUUGUCUGCCAAAACUAAAGUUAUUGCAGAUAAAACGGGCAAGGUUGCCACAGGAAAAACUGAAAUGGCACGAGCUGUAACAGACCCCAAACCAUCUGCCAGACGCAGUUUAGGAAAUUCAAUAAAAGCCACUCCUGCAGGAAGUCGUUUAGCAGCAUCUGGCCAAAGUAGACCUCUACAUUUGGCCUCAUCCUCCCAUCCUGCUCAGCCAGUAUAUGUGGACCUGGCUUACCUGCCUGGGGGACCUGCUGCACAAACCAUAGAGGAAGAGUUUUUCAGACUGGUGCGCUCUUCCUGUUAUGUUAUUAGUGGAGACGAUCCUAUCAAGGAAAAAUCUACCCGCAAGGUUCUGGACUCUCUACUGGCUGGAAAAAGCCACUGGACACAAGAUAUACAGGUAACGGUGAUUCCAACAUUCGAGUCCCCAGCAGUCCGUGCCUGGUAUGAAGAAACCCAUGCCCUUCAGCAGUCAUUGGGUGUAAUUGUGCUGGGAAGCACCAGCAGUGUGUCAAUGCAGGAUGAAACUUUCCCUGCCUGCAAAGUGGAGUUCUAAUCAUUUUCCACACCUUUUUAUCUACAUGCACUUCUAUUUUAAAUCCUUUUUGACACAGAGAAGGCUUUCAGGUUAUCGGAAGCCUGUUCCUUGUCUCCAUUGUGCUUGCCUGAUGAUGCAAAGAUGUUUGAUGCUUCCCCCUAAAGAUAUGUGAGGCAUGUACAUUCCGAUGAAACAAUCAAAAAGGACUGAAUGUUCCCUUUUAUUGCACAUCUGUAUGCAUUCUGCUGGGAAGGAGAAAUUUGUGCACAAUUUGAAGAGGACCGUUGUUGUUUGCACAUUCACUCCAUUGUUCACGUUACACUUUUUGGCAUGCAAUUCUUUACCUACCAAUUGACUUUACCUCUGCCUGACCAGAAGACCAUGCUUGUAUGUCACUGUCAGAUGUUUACAGUUGUCUUGUGUGUGAAGGAUUAUUAAUAUGUAAUGCAUUACCUGAUGCUAUAGGCAUGCGUUUUAACCCUGACAGCACACAUUAGCUUUGCCUAUGAUCAGAGCAUCAGAUUAUUCACUUGUCCAUUUCAAUGCACCAUCAAGUUUAUUGUGUGUCUCUGCUAAAUCGUAGAAGAUGACGGCUGUCGUCCAAUCUAAAACUGCAGUGAAUUUACUCCUAGAUGAGACUGGCGUACUGAAUGUGAUAACUUGGUAUUAUGUUUUGAAAUGGUCUCCAUUCUGAUUAAUCUGGUAUUUGAAAUGUUGUCCUCCACAGAGUAGUGUUGGCUCAUGUGUAGCUUUUUUUUGGCUGUGAACUUCUGUAGUCCUCCUCCACAAGACCGUUUCCCAAAAUGUUGAGGCAGCAACAAGUAAAGGCCAUUUAGCUGCUUUUACUCGGUUAUGCAGCGUACCGGUUCUAAGCUUUGUGACCGAUGGGUUACAAUGCUCAAACAUUUUAUACUACAUUUCUCUUAGGAUAAACCUAUUACUUGUGGCACUCCAGUUGUAGUACAGUUGAUUGAUGUUUUGGAGUAGAUACUAUUUUAAAUAUCUGCUUCUCUUUAUUUAUGAAGCCUACUUUAUAUUUACAACCCUUUGCCAGCAGAUGGUGCUGGGUAUAGGAAAGCACACUUACAGCCUGGCUUUUCAUCACCCUCCAGUUUAAAAGUUUGGUAACUGUGAUAAUUUUUUCAUUCUUUUACAAAUGUUUACUGUAUAAGAAAUAAAGAUAUCCUGGGUGUGAUGAAACCUCUAGGUUUAGUAAGCAAUAUUCAUCUUUUGCAACAUGGUUAAUUUUGGUGUAUUUUCUUUAGGCAAAUGAUUUACAUCAGUACACAUUUGAUGCCAUAACCUGUGGGCAUCAAAAAUGGAGCUCGAUGCAUAUUACUUAUGCCCACUGACUGUUUCCGUUUGUCCAGGGCUAAUGAUGGCUUAAUACCCAUGAGCAUUUAACACAAAUUUAAUGGAGACAGCAGAAUCUGACA
Messenger RNA from Nanorana parkeri, 5156 nucleotides. RefSeq names its product microtubule associated protein 1S (gene MAP1S). Gene Ontology annotation, biological process: axonogenesis; microtubule cytoskeleton organization; regulation of microtubule depolymerization. Gene Ontology annotation, cellular component: microtubule associated complex; neuronal cell body; microtubule. Gene Ontology annotation, molecular function: microtubule binding; actin binding. The transcript has 5 exons. The record is from RefSeq and is a predicted model, not a curated record. Lineage: Eukaryota; Metazoa; Chordata; Amphibia; Anura; Dicroglossidae. Bases 1 to 3738 code for a protein of 1245 amino acids.